AAGAUGGAAGCCUUACGAUUUGUUUUUCUCCUGGUUUGUGCCUGCUCUGUUUACCAGGCUCAUGGACGCAAAACGUACGCCGACAUGUUCCCCCACAAGCACGCAGUAGCAGGGAAGCUACCAUUUCCAAUUCCACCAAUCCCCGGCUGGGAUCCUGACACCAACCCAUGGGACGAUUACCUCUACCCUCCUCUGAACCCAAAGCCCAAAGAGCUCACACACCACAGAGGUAAACCCAAAGUUCGUCUGACCAGCGACAGUCCGGCUCUCAACGGCUCUAGCAUCACCUUCACUGCCAAGCUGGAGUACCCUCCAUGCCAGAAGGAAGAUGCUAAUGGGGACCUUGUUUGGGAUGAGCACUGUGAGGACGCCAAUGGACAGGUGCGUUCUGGCUACGUGUACAACUGGACUUCCUGGAUGGACGACUAUGGCUUUGGAAAGUGUACAGACAAGACGAAAUGCAACGUUUUCCCCGAUGGGAAGCCCUUCCCUCAGAGCAACGACUGGAGGCGCAAGAGCUAUGUCUACGUGUGGCACGCAAUGGGCCAGUACUACGAGACAUGCGACGGCUCCUCGUCCAGUUUGACCAUCAACACCACCACUGUCCCUCUGGGGGCAGAGGUCAUGGAGGUUCUGGUCUACAGGAAACGUGAGCGCCGGAAGUACAGCCCCCUCACCACUGACAACACCGUCUUCUAUGUCACAGAUAAGAUCCCAUUGGCAGUCAACAUCUCCCAGAGGGCUGCGGUCAACCAGUCUGACAAUGUUUUUUUUCGUGGCGAGGACGUGGUCUUUAAAGUCCAGCUCCAUGACCCCAGCGGCUACCUCAAAACCGCAGCCGCCAUUGACUACAUCUGGGACUUCAAAGAUGGCAACCAGCUGGUGACACACCGCGACAUCACCACACACACUUACAGUGCUCUGGGGAGCAUGAGUGUGAAGCUGGUGGUGGAGGCAGCGUUCCCAAUAGAGUGUCCACCCCCCUCUGCCACUCCGACUCAGAGGAGCACCACGUCAACACCGCCCACAGAGGCUCCCACACAUCCAGCCGGUACUCAUGCUGCCACUGUCAGGAUGGAGACCACUCAGGUGCCACCCAGCACCAAACAGCCCCUUCCCUCCUCCUCCUCUUCCUCUUCUACCACUGCUACAACAGUAGAGGUGCCCACUACGGAGCCCCUCCUCUCUACUGUUGACAGUGAGACCUCAGAGUCCACUGCUCUGCCCUUUCUCCGCUCCACGCACCUUAAGGGCAACGGGUGCUACCGCUACGCCCAUGGGACCUUCAUGGGCAACAUCACCAUUAUCGAGCCCAAGCAUGCGCUAAAAAGCCAGCCAAACAGCCGUAUUGUGGACGUGUUGGCUGCCAGGGUGACCAAAACUGACAUCAGCUUCCUGGUCAAAUGUCUCGGCAACAUCCCCACAUCAGCCUGCACCAUUGUGUCAGACCCCACCUGCACUCAUGUGCGCAGCAUUAUGUGCGAUGAUGUGCCGCCAUCAUCGGAGUGUGAAGUGCAUCUCAGGAGAACUUUUCCAGAGCCUGGCACCUACUGUGUCAACAUCACCCUGGAGGACUCCAGGAGCCUCACCCUGACCACCACCACCGUCACCAUCAACAAGUCCCAGGAGCCACCUGUAUCCAAGAAGUCUCACACUGCAGAGGUGGUGCUGUCCUCGACUGCUGUGCUGGUGGCUGUCUUUGCAUUCAUUGCCUAUCUGGUCUGCAGGCGCUACAGAGUGUACCGUCCCAUCCGUAGGUCACUGGUGGAGGACGCCUCCGGCCGUGCUGGGGUCAGAGGUCGCAUGGUCCGCCUGAGGGAGACACUCUUCCCCUACACCGAGGAGAGCCAUCACCUGCUGACUGAGAGACGCCCUCUGUAGGCUCUAUGAAGGAGCACUAGAGCAUUUAAUGGCAAAAAACUGAAGAAGAAUUAUUAUUGAUACAUGCAAAUGCAAGCAAAGUUUUAACCACUGAAAAGUAAAGAUCGCAGGAAUACAUUAAUGUCUUUGGAGAAAUAAUAGAAAGUAAUACGAAUGUCUUUUCUGUGUCUCAGUUCAAGUGUUGGCUGCAGCAGUGUGUGAUUAUUGGGAUGAAUAAAUGAAGAGGCUGUUAAAUAUCUGACUGAAGCGUUGCUCAUCAGAUCUUUUGGUGAAGUAGUUGCUAGGAGAUUAAUUGGGUUCAAGUCGUGGUUGUUGUCUGAUAAAAAUAAUUGCUUUGUGUACAUUUUGUGCCAAGUGCUGCUUUACAAAACUCUGCCUUACACUGUUAUAAUAAUCAAUGGUUAAGAAAUGCUUCAGAUGGUUUUUAAAUAUAAAAUGUAUACUACUAGUGACUUAUGCAUGCUCUUCUUCAGUCGAGUGAACUGAAAUCAAAAUUUUAAGAGAACUAAUUCAAAGAACUGACUAGAAACUUUAUGUGAGGACUUUAAUAAAGGAUAUGAACUAACCAUUCAAUGCCACUUCUCUCCACAUCUUUGUUAUCUGACCAACUUCUCUUCAGUACAACGGAGAUGACUCAAGGUUUGGUGAAAAACUUGUUGAAAUCUUUUU
Molecule: messenger RNA, 2550 nt
Organism: Centropristis striata (black sea bass)
Lineage: Eukaryota; Metazoa; Chordata; Actinopteri; Perciformes; Serranidae
Gene: gpnmb
Product: glycoprotein (transmembrane) nmb
Exons: 13
Coding region: 4-1881 (625 amino acids)
Biological process (GO): cell adhesion
Molecular function (GO): integrin binding
Source: RefSeq, a predicted model, not a curated record